GUUUCUUGGUUUCUAUGCAUGCUAUCCAAGACUUCUAGCUGUCAAUUUUCCUACUUAAUUUGGUCUUCAAGCUACAGUUGGUUAGUUUUGAUAUGUAAUUUCUGUCCUUUUUCUUUCCAUUUCUCCUUCGAUCUGAUUUAUGUCUUGUUUCCCACUUUUCUAUAGCUCACAAGUCUUUUGAUGUGAAACAACACCCUUGUUAGGCUACGAAGUACAACACAGCUUCAGGGAACUCUAUUGAUGAGAAUAGACAAGGAAAUCUCUAGAAUUCAGACCCUGUUUGGAGGCGACAUUCUUAGUUUCUCAGAGUUAGCUUUUCAGGUAAUAACAAAUGGACUUUGUUAGCGAAAUAGGAGAACUCCGGGGUAACCAGGGUAUGGAAGGGGAAGAGAACGUGAUAGCCGUAGAACCCAUUACCAUGAUUGUACCACCGGAACUGCAAGACGUGCCGGAAACCCCUACGCCGGAGAGCAGUGCCAGUUCAGGCGCGCGCAAGGGUUCUGGUGCUAACCCCUCUCCGUCAUCUGAAAGGUUGUCAUCAGAAAACACUGCCAGUGCAAGUAGCCCCUUGCCUGAAAGUAUGGAGGUGGCCGUAAAUGUGUCUCCGGUUGCAAGUUGGGAAAAUAAAACCAUAGGUGGCAGGUUGAGCAACCUUCGCAAAGCGCCAAAUACGCUGACGGCCAGAUUUCGGUUUAGGGCGAACCUGCAUCAUGAGGUAGCAGAUUGCCCUACCUCCAUUAAAGGGUAUAAGAGACUGGAGGAAGUGGUGAGACAGUACCACGUUCCUAGGACAGUUUUGUUACGAACGGGGACCAAAAAUGAGAGGGCCUGCAGUGUGUCAGCAACAGGGUGGAUACUUGUAUAUGUAGACCAUUUCGACGCCGGCCUGAGAUUCCCAUUAUCCGGGCUGAUUUUUGACAUUCUGUCAGAGUACGAGCUGGCGCUCACACAGUUAACUCCCAACAGUAUAAAAUUUGUCGUAGGGUUUAUGCUGCUGUGUGCAAGGUUGGAGAUACCUGCGAAGGCCAUUGUUUUCAGGUUGCUAUUUUUGUGCCGGCUGAGUACUACACAGACGAGGUGGUACUACAUUUCUGGGCGAGAGAAAAUGGCGAUCUUUAAGAACAUAAGGAAUAAGGUGUCUCCUUGGAAGAGACAAUUUAUCUUUGUCCGGGAUACACGAGCAGAGAGGGUUAGCACCGAUCUGGCAGCUUGUCUCUCUGAGUGGCGCCCAGGGCAUGCGUACAUGAACUACCCCACACUAACCCCGGGCGACCUGGAGCUUAGGGAUAGGAUCACUAAUUAUGUGAAGGGAGGGGGGUUAGUUGAUUUGGAAGCCCUGGUUACCCCUGAGCUGCUCGCUUUGCGUGGGUUUGUGGAUAUCACAAACCUGUUUAGUGAAGGAGAGAUGAGUAGCAUGCUUGAGAGACAACGGGAACGAGCUCAGCGCUCUCGAGGCAGGGGAACUGGGUCUAGCUCAAGGAGACAAACGCGCUUUGACGAGCUGCCGCCUGCAGCACCCCGCAGCUCGUCACAAAGGGAACAGGGUUCCAGCUCGGCCUCGCGGCCACAGGCCGAGCGCAGAGUAGACGCUGCUCCUGCUGAUGUUUGGAGGCGUGUUCGCGAAGAGUCUGAUGCUGAAGAUGACGUACCACUGACUCGGCGCAAGUUGGAUGCUGGGAGACAACCUGGAGUGGUGCGCUCACCUGAGGUGCCUACGGUCCAGGCGCGUAGCACGGCUGAGGCGCUUCCACCACCAGCAGCUAGUGGGGGGCCCAGAAUCGCAUACCCUGAGGGUUUUAGCUACACUAAACCCGACUGUCAGCUCGCGAUGGUCCAGGGUAUGCAGAAUUUCGUCCCACUUGUGGACCGUCAUCGCGCCAAAGGUUACAUUCAGCAACACGGGACUCACGCUGCGAUGCUGAAGAUGAUGGAUGCGUUAAGCUAUUCUGUAGCUCUAUUCGAGAACGAGCAGGCAGCUCGAAUACAGAAUAGAGAGCUGGCUGACAGCUGCAAGCGGUUGUCCUCAAACAAGGCGAGCUUGGAGGACAAGGUGAACCGGUUGCAGAGCUCCGAGAUGGCCAACAGGGCUGCCUCAGCCGAAAGCUGGGCUGACGAGCUGGCCAAGAAGGAUGCCGUAGCUGUGGCAUCCAUGAACACCACGACUGAGAUUUAUAAUGACGUUCGUGGUAAGGUGUUGAAGCAUCGACCGGACUUCCCGAUCAACGAGCUCAUGUUUUUUGAAGGUGAAGAGUUCGACGCAAAGGGGAAGAGCCUUACUGCACCUUCUGACACGACGGUGAGGCUCCGCUGGGAGCUAAACGAAGAGGGAUUGCCAACAUGGCCACCGUCUGUCCUAGAAGAAGGGGAGGAGUUUGAGAACCUGCCGAGGUUCGACACCUGGGCUGGUGACGCUCCUGUAGAAGAGGCUGAACCCUCAAGUACUCCUCUUGCGCCUCAGCCCGUCCCUGCUGUCAUCUCCAUCCCAGCUCAUGUUGACGCGUCCGCACCCGUGGACUUAACGGACGAUUAGACUUAGGCUUUUUCUAUUUCUUAUACUUUUGCAUUUUCAAUAUUUCCUUGUUGGAAACACAUUUUGUAGUUUCAUGGACACCUCAUGUAAUGAAUUUGCAAAGAAUACAAUUGAAACGAAUUU
Rubroshorea leprosula is the source of this 2653-nucleotide messenger RNA. Lineage: Eukaryota; Viridiplantae; Streptophyta; Magnoliopsida; Malvales; Dipterocarpaceae. The record is from the annotation of a GenBank genome assembly.